AUGUCGGGUGCGAAUAGUAUCAAGGUCGUCGCCCGAUUCCGACCUCAAAACAAGAUCGAGUUGGAAUAUGGCGGCAAGCCUGUCGUUUCUUUUCAAGGAGAUGAUACCUGUAUCCUGGAUGGUACAUUUACUUUCGAUCGCGUGUUUGGCAUGACAUCGCAGCAAUCCGACAUCUUCGACUUCUCGAUCCGCUCUACAGUCGAUGACAUCCUCAACGGAUACAAUGGAACGGUUUUCGCUUACGGUCAGACCGGUGCGGGUAAAUCAUACACGAUGAUGGGAACAAGCAUCGACGACGAGGCCAACCGCGGUGUCAUCCCCCGUAUCGUCGACCAAAUCUUCGCCAGCAUCAUGACCAGCCCCUCCACAAUCGAGUAUACCGUACGGGUGAGCUACAUGGAAAUUUACAUGGAGAAAAUCCGCGAUCUCCUCGCCCCGCAGAACGAUAACCUUCCCGUGCACGAGGAGAAGAGCCGUGGUGUAUACGUCAAGGGACUGCUCGAGAUCUACGUUUCCAGUGUUCAGGAGGUCAUGGAGGUUAUGAGGAGAGGAGGGAAUGCGCGAGCCGUCGCCGCCACCAACAUGAACCAGGAAUCGUCGCGUUCACACUCCAUCUUCGUCAUUACCAUCACGCAGAAGCACGUCGAGACGGGAUCGUCCAAGAGCGGCCAGCUGUUCUUGGUCGAUCUUGCAGGUAGCGAAAAGGUUGGCAAGACCGGUGCGAGUGGCCAGACGUUAGAGGAGGCCAAGAAGAUCAACAAGAGUUUGAGUGCUCUCGGCAUGGUCAUCAACGCCCUUACGGACGGAAAAUCCUCUUACGUUCCUUAUCGAGACUCCAAAUUGACACGAAUCCUUCAAGAAUCUCUUGGUGGUAACAGUCGGACGACACUCAUUAUCAACUGUUCCCCCAGCAGCUAUAACGACGUGGAAACUCUAAGUACUCUGCGAUUCGGUAUGAGAGCGAAAGCCAUCAAGAACAAGGCCAAGGUCAACGCCGAACUCAGCCCCGCGGAACUUAAGGCUCUCCUACGGAAGGCACAGACCCAGGUUACCACUUUCCAGAGCUACAUCUCGAAUCUCGAAGGCGAAGUUCAGUUAUGGCGCGCGGGUGAAAGUGUUCCGAAGGACAGGUGGGUGCCUUCGCUAGCUGCCGAUGGCACCGGAGCGACUAAGGCGCCGCCCCGAGAUGCACGGCCGUCUACACCGUCUAGGUUGGCGGCAGAGCCACGAGCGGAGACACCGACCCUAGAACGGUCCUCGACACCAAGCAUUCCGCUAGAGAAGGACGAGCGAGAAGAGUUCCUGCGCCGCGAGAAUGAGCUUCAGGAUCAAUUAGCGGAGAAGGAAACGCAAGCAACUAACGCCGAGAAGCAACUGCGAGAAACCAAGGAGGAGCUGACCAUCUUGAAGGAGCACGAUAGCAAGAUUGGUAAGGAGAAUGAGCGCCUUACUGCGGAUGUCAACGAAUUCAAGAUGCAGCUCGAACGUCUCACCUUCGAGGGUAAGGAAGCCCAGAUUUCCAUGGAUGCCUUGAGGGAGCAGAACGCCGAGCUCACGGGUGAGCUCGACGAGGUCAAGCAGCAGCUUCUCGAUGUUAAGAUGAGCGUCAAGGAGUCCAGCGCCGUCCUUGACGAGAAGGAGAAGAGGAAGGCAGAGAAGAUGGCCAAGAUGAUGGCCGGCUUUGACUUGGGUUCCGACGUUUUCAGCGACAAGGAGAAGUCGAUUGCGGAUGCCAUCAAGCAGCUCGAUAACUUGUUGGAGCACAGCACCGUCGGCGACCCUAUCCCACCCGAGGAGUUCAAGGACCUCCGUCAGCGUCUUGUGGAGACUCAGGGCAUCGUCCGACAGGCCGAGCUAUCGACGUCAUUCAACUCGUCUUCGAGCGCCGCUGAGACCCGUAGGAGGCAGGAGCUCGAGCAGCGCCUGCAGGUACUGCAGACUGAAUAUGAAGAGCUUUUGGAGCGGAACCUUGGUGAGGCCGACGCCGAGGAGAUCAAGGCCCGUCUCGAGACGGCUUACUCCAACAAGCAAGAGCUUCAGACGAAACUUGUCGACGACCUUAAGGCCGAGGUCACUCAGAAGACUGCGGAGAUCGAGCGGAUGAGCACCCUCAUCGACGACCUUCAGAAGCGCGUCGCUUCCGGCGGCGCGGCUGCCAUGGCCAACGGCAAGACCGUCCAGCAGCAGAUGGCCGAGUUCGACGCCAUGAAGAAGAACCUCAUGCGCGACCUGCAAAACCGCUGCGAGCGCGUUGUCGAGCUGGAGAUUUCUCUCGAUGAGACCAGGGAGCAGUACAACAAUGUGCUGCGCUCGUCGAAUAGCCGCGCGCAGCAGAAGAAGAUGGCGUUCCUCGAGAGGAACCUCGAGCAGCUUACGCAGGUGCAGCGCCAGCUUGUUGAGCAGAACUCUGCGCUCAAGAAGGAGGUUGCCAUCGCUGAGAGGAAACUCAUUGCUCGUAACGAGCGUAUUCAGAGUCUCGAGGGUCUGUUGCAAGACAGCCAGGAGAAGAUGGCAGCUGCCAACCAGAGAUUCGAGGUACAACUGGCAGCCGUCAAGGAGAGGCUCGAGGUCGUCAAGGCCGGAAGCACGCGUGGCAUCAACUCACCCACGGGUAUCGGCGGAUUCAGCUUUGCCAACGCGGGCAGCAGAAUCGCCAAGCCCCUCCGCGGAGGAGGCGGCGGUGACGGCCCCACCAACCCUGCCAUUUCGUCUCUGCAGAACGAGGGUUCGACUAACAAGCGAUCCAGCUGGUUCUUCCAGAAGUCUUAG
This is a messenger RNA of Scedosporium apiospermum, 2769 nucleotides long. RefSeq names its product Kinesin heavy chain. Bases 1 to 2769 code for a protein of 922 amino acids. The transcript has 3 exons. Lineage: Eukaryota; Fungi; Ascomycota; Sordariomycetes; Microascales; Microascaceae. Gene Ontology annotation, biological process: microtubule-based movement; mitotic spindle organization. Gene Ontology annotation, molecular function: microtubule binding; microtubule motor activity; ATP binding. The record is from RefSeq and is a predicted model, not a curated record.